AUGGCCAGCGCAGAGCAGAUCGCGGCUCAAAUCCAAAAUAAAAAGUCCCUCGCCGUCUCGUCGACCUGGCUGAACAACUUUUUGUCGACCUCCGGCUCCGCCCAGCGCAAUAUCCCCGCCUCCGCGAUCAUCAAUACAGCUAUAUUCCGCGUCCUCGCGUCCGAUUUUAGGGAAUCUCUGUCGACAACCCCGGCUUCCCUAUUGCCAGUUGAUAUCCAUGACCCGAAUGUACAGGAAAGACGUCUAGUAGGGCCAAUUCCAGUCCAGGUUCUUGACAUCGAGGAUAUCGGGACUAGUCUAUGGAGCCAGGUCGAGGCAAUUGAGCGGGUCGAACGGGGUGAAGCGGUUCGUGGCCGAGAAAUCGUACGGACGGUUAAUGUGGGUGAUGACAACGAGGGAGAAAAUGGCCAGUCCAGUAGCAACUUUGCUGGAAACACAUCGGGAAGCCGAGGCGCUGGACCACAUCGAUUGAUCCUACAAGAUGCGGCCGGCACCAAAACUGUGGGUAUUGAGAUGCAGGCUAUUGAGGACCUUUCGAUCGAGAAGGUCCCGAUCGGCGGGAAAAUCCUCUUGCACAAUGCGACUGUUGCGCGGGGUAUGGUUUUGCUCGAUCCACAAUGUGUUUCUCUGCUCGGUGGGAAAAUCGACGCCUUAAAUGGGCCGUGGAAGGAAAAUAGGAAAGCGUGGUUGCUGCAGAGAGUCUCCCAAGUACAAAACGAGUGA
Penicillium argentinense is the source of this 723-nucleotide messenger RNA. Its product is annotated as OB fold domain-containing protein. Gene Ontology annotation, cellular component: nuclear body; RecQ family helicase-topoisomerase III complex. Lineage: Eukaryota; Fungi; Ascomycota; Eurotiomycetes; Eurotiales; Aspergillaceae. Bases 1 to 723 code for a protein of 240 amino acids. The record is from RefSeq and is a predicted model, not a curated record. The transcript has a single exon. Gene Ontology annotation, biological process: resolution of meiotic recombination intermediates; double-strand break repair via homologous recombination.